Messenger RNA from Entelurus aequoreus (snake pipefish), 4197 nucleotides. RefSeq names its product transcription factor E2F3-like. Bases 275 to 1597 code for a protein of 440 amino acids. Lineage: Eukaryota; Metazoa; Chordata; Actinopteri; Syngnathiformes; Syngnathidae. Gene Ontology annotation, cellular component: RNA polymerase II transcription regulator complex. The transcript is spliced from 8 exons. Gene Ontology annotation, biological process: regulation of transcription by RNA polymerase II. Gene Ontology annotation, molecular function: protein dimerization activity; DNA-binding transcription factor activity, RNA polymerase II-specific; RNA polymerase II cis-regulatory region sequence-specific DNA binding. The record is from RefSeq and is a predicted model, not a curated record.
AUCUGAGUUUCGCGGGAGGGCUCUUGAGCGCGUAAACCGUAUCCCUUCAUUCAUCAGGCCGCUUCCUGAAGCCAUUUCUCGACGGGGGAAACGAGAGUUGGCUUACUUUUUAAUCCGUCGCAUCUGCCUAAAUGCACGAUCACGAGGAGCCAUACGUUGCAAAAGUCGACGCUUCAGACUUUAACCUUUACUUCGCACUGAAUAUUUUUGUAACCAUUGCCGCGGAUUAGCUUGUAAGUGUCGAGACAAGAAAAGGGGCUACCCCGAGAACAAGAUGAGAAGAGGGAUCACCUCGGCUCCGGACAAAGUGAUUCUAGCGGGCGUCGGUAGCUCUCAUUUGGACAAUAAUAUCAUUUUGACCGCUCUCUCGGAUCGUUUAAACCCCACUCAAGCCAACGCCACUUAUUUCCAAAUAAUAACCACACCGCCGCCUUGCAACGUUACACAGACAUCAAGUGUAUGUUUAUCCGAGCCUUCGAUAAACAACAUUUACACAACUCCACAACAAGCCGCUGCAAAUGGAGCAGGACAUCGACCCGCACUAGGAAGACCGCCGGCCAAGAGGAGGCUCGCCCUCGACGAUUCAGACCACCAUUACCAGUCAGAGCCCUCCAGGACGUCCAGAGGAAGAGGCGCCACAAUAACCAAUGGGACACAUUUAAAGACGCCGAAAACGCCUAAGUCUCCACCAGAGAGGACGCGGUACGACACUUCCCUGGGCCUCCUAACCAAGAAGUUUGUGGAUCUGCUAGCGCAGUCUUCCGAUGGUGUUCUGGACCUAAAUCUUGCAGCAGAAACUUUGCAGGUGCAGAAAAGAAGGCUGUAUGACAUCACGAAUGUACUUGAGGGCAUUCAUCUCAUCAAGAAGAAGUCAAAGAACAACAUUCAGUGGAUGGGCUGCAGUCUUUUGGAGGUUGAGGGCUCACUAAACCAAAGACAAAGACUGACAGCAGAAGUUUCUGCACUGGCUGAAGAAGAGCAGAGGCUGGAGCAGCUCAUCCAGAGAUGCAGCCUGGACACAAGGCACAUAAGCGAGUCAACAAGCAAUCAAAAAUAUGCCUAUGUCACAUAUGAGGACAUCAAACAACUGGGAAACCUUCAAGACCAGACUGUUAUUCUUGUCAAAGCGCCUACAGACACCAAGCUAGAAGUACCAGAUCCUGAUGAGAGUUUAUCCAUCCACUUGACCAGCACCAGAGGUCCUAUAGAAGUUCUCCUAUGUCCAGAUGAGGAGAAUGACCACGGUAGUCCUGUUAAAAAUGGCACCACAGAUAUCAAUGGGAACUCACCGUUCCUCAAAGUCCUUCAAGAUCCAAGUAUCCCGACUAAGUCCCCCAGCACCUCCCUGGCGCCAGUCUCAUCCGUCACCGUCUCAGCUCUCUCGCCCAUCUCUUCCCCAUACACCAGCCUUCUCCAGCAAACGGAGGACCAGAUCCCCUCCACCCUGGGGCCCUUCUUGAACCUGGGUCCCCCUCUCCUGGAGCAAGAUGACUACUUAUUAGGUUUGGGAGACGAUCAGGGAAUCAGCGACUUGUUCGACGCCUGUGACUUUGAUAGGAUGCCCUCACUCGGCUUGGAUGACCUCCUGUGCAGCUAGCGCCAGCUGAUCCAUGUCCUCAUUAAGUGCAUUGGAAUGAGCUGGGAGGUCUGUGACUGUAGUUUGUUUAGGCCAAUUCAAAAUACAAGAAAGUUUGACAAAAAGGGCUUUUUUCCUCCAGUCCCAGGCUGACAAAAGGGCAUGUUUACUCACGGUGUCACACACAGGCAUGUUUGGCUCAGACUCUGGGAGGACUCCAGUGAAGCUAAAGGGGUAGCAUGAUCGGUACUUAAGAUGUCUCAUUUGGCAUAAUACGCAUUUAAGAAGAAUAGCUGCCUUUUUUUCCAAACGAUUGAUGCCAUCAUAUUGACGGAGCAGAGGGAACAGAAGACAACACUUGGUUUGAAGGCAGGCUAGAAGUUUGUAAACUAAUGCGCACAUUUCAACACAACUAUCAAAAGUUCUUAUUAUGUAACAGAAUUUCACAUGUUUGACUGUUUGGUAGGUUUUUUUGUGUUGUUAAGAAAAUGACAUGAAGUGAUGUUUCAGGCCAACAAUUUGGGCAAAAUUAGUCACCUGAGUCUGAGUGAUACAGUAUAGAUCUGGAGCCAUUGCACUUAUGGGUACAAUUGCAUUGGUGGAAAAGUAGUGUUUUUCAAAACAUGAAAGGUUUAUGCUGAUUUUCAGUAAUAUGAAAAUGUUUAAAAGUUAACAAAUUAACCAAAGGCAUUCAUAACCAGUGGAUGGUAAUGAUAAAUAAAUGGGUUGUACUUGUAUAGCGCUUUUCUACCUUCAAGGUACUCAAAGCGCUUUGACAGUAUUUCCACAUUUUACCCAUUCACACACUGAUGGCGGGAGCUGCCAUGCAAGGCGCUAACUAGCAGCCAUCGGAGGCAAAGGGUCUUGCUCAAGGACACAACGGACGUGACUAGGAAGGUAGAAGGUGGGAAUUGAACCCCAGUAACCAGCAACACUCCGAUUGCUGGCACAGCCACUCUACCAACUUCGCCACGCCGUCCCUAUGGUCAAAUUUAAAUUAAUCUUGACAAAUAACCUUGUGGAUUUAGUAGCAGUGACUUGAUCACUUCCUCUACUGUCUGCUUUCUGCAAGGCAGCUUUGGUGAGUAGUCAUUUUAAGUUGAAUAAGUGAUGACUUUUUAAUUGAUUUUUAAACCGCAGACUGAACUAGUAAGGGUCAUUAAAAAAAAAAGGCUCACCUCGCCUUCAACUAAACCAUGUUUCACAGCCAUAAUCAUAAUCUUGAAACCACGUAAAAUGAUUUUCUCUCGCUCCCGGUUGGCUCCUUGGAUUAGUUGACAAGUCUGAUGGUAAAACCCAGUUGUCUUGUCUUGAGUCUGUAGUUUUAUUCAACUCGGGAAACCUGCGGAUGCAGGUAGUAUUGCUGCUGUUAGAAUGAGCUCUUCACUCACACAAUUGCCGUGUGCCUGUGUAAUUGUGUGUCAGAAGAUAUGGAUUGCUCAAGAUUAAAGCCUGCCAUGUUUUUUCUUUUCUUUUCUUUUUUCUAAAAGUGUUUUGUGCACAAGGUACCCCGGGCUACCUCUUGCUUAGUGUUCGACAAUACCAUAGUAAACAGUAAGGCAUGGACGUAAAUGUCUUUAGCUGAUUUUGUCUUGGAGGUUACCUUUUGUAUUAUUAGCAGUGAAGGUGGAUAUCAUCGCACUUAGAACUUUUAUUUGUGUGUGAGCAUCCACUCCUACACCUUUUUUAAUACACUGUUGUCACAUCUCCGAUGGAAAUACUGAUUAGUAGGCAAAUGGAUGGUUAUUCUGUCUUGUAUGUGUGUGUCUGCGUGUGGGUUUGUUUUUUUGUUUUUUUCCCAUAGAAUAUUUUGAGCCCCAGAUCCAAAAUUCUCUAUCACCGUUGAGCCCACGUGUCCUUUAAAUGGCCAUUACAAGACUGGAAUCAGUGACUUCUGUCCACUGCUGAAGUAGUCUAGCCUUGCUUCCGUGACACUGUGUGUCCGUUUUACAUUUUUGGACUUUUCUUUCUUUUCUUUUUUUUUUAUAGUCUUGCAUAUCAACUACCUGUUUUGUUCCAACUUUUCAAGAUGAGGAAAAUCUGGUGUCUAUCAUAAGUGAACGAAUAUCUCCAUUCUUUGUCUCCUCUAGAAAAGUGAAUCUGCUUUUGUGUUGUUGAGACUGCCUUUUUUUGGAAGGAUUUUGUCUUACCAUGAAAGUUUCUAAAAUAAAUUAGAUAUUUUUGUAGUGCCCAGUUAAAUCUGUACUGUUCCACAUAGUGCAAGCGUGCAUCUCAUGGUAACCGUUGGAUGUGAAGCACCUGCAAAUUAAAUGAUUUUAUUGACAAUAUCCCUAAAAUUUAAACGGCACUGCUUUACAUGUUGUGGUUACGCUAAACCUGUCACCAAUUCAGUAAACUUUACUCUCCCAUCAGAGUUGUCUACUAAUUAUUAAGGGGGGAAACAAAUCUAAUAGACAUUUUGCUUUUAAGAUUUUGGUGAAAGGUUGUUGGUGUGAUGUCUGUUUAGUAUCUUGCGUUUGCCGUGUUCAUAAGUUCUGUUAAAUGAGGAAUUGAGGGUUGUGAAUGUUUGUGGGGAGAGGAGGGUGAAAUGGGAUUUUUGUUUUGUACUGUCAGACUUUGUAAUUGAACAUUUGAAUAAAGGAAUUAUACGUGAGCAAAUA